AUGCAAUCGACGCGUACCUUUGUCUCUUCGCUCCUCCGCCGACCUUACACCCAGCCAUUGACUGCAGCGAAGCAGUCGUUCACUGCACGACCGACACGACCUUUCUCCGCUACGACACGAGCCAUGGCUACCGAAUACAAGCUUAAAGGCAUCACCAGCCUUGAUGGCCUGAAGAACGGCCAGACACAGGAGGUUGAGGUUGAAGGUGUUGAAGAGGGCAAGGUCUUGCUGGCCAAGGUCAAGGAUGAAGUGCAUGCCCUGUCGCCCAAGUGCACACAUUACGGAGCACCACUCUCCAAGGGUGUGCUCACGCCCGACGGCAGACUGACCUGUCCAUGGCACGGAGCUUGCUUCGAUGUCAAGACUGGUGACAUCGAAGACGCCCCAGCACCAAACCCGCUACAGAAGUUCAAGAUCGUGCAGAAGGAUGGCGAGGUGUACAUCAAGGGUAGCCGAGAGCAGAUCUUGGCCAACAAGAGGACAUUGAACAUCAAGUGCCAGGCAAAGGGCAACGACCAUGUCGUCAUCAUUGGACGAGGAAGUGGUGCAUUUGGUGCCAUCGACGGUCUAAGAGCAGGUGGGUACACCGGACACAUCACGAGCAUCGCCGAGGAAGACUACCCACCAAUCGACCGAACGAAGCUAUCAAAGGCGUUGAUUACGGAUGUGUCGAGCAUUCAGUGGCGAACACCAGAGACCUACAAGGAAGCCGAUGUCACCUUCGUGCAGGGCCUGGCUGAGUCCGUCGACUUUAGUGGUCAGAAGGUCAAGACGAAGAAUGGCAAGGAGUUCAGCUACACCAAGCUCAUCCUCGCGUCAGGUGGCACACCCCGACAUCUUCCUCUCGAUGGCCUCAAGGAUGAUCUCAAGAACGUCUUCCUGCUGCGGACACCCCAGCAUACCCAAGAGAUCAUGAAAGCUGCUGGUGAGGACGGCGCAAAGAAGGUCGUCGUCAUUGGAAGCAGCUUUAUCGGUAUGGAAGUGGGCAAUGCUCUUGCUGGCAAGAAGCACAAUGUCUCGAUCAUCGGCAUGGAGUCGGAACCAAUGGAGCGUGUCAUGGGCACACAAGUCGGCAGCAUCUUCCGCAAGAUUUUGGAGCAGAACGGCGUCAAGUUCUACAUGGGUGCGUCAGUCGAGAAGGGCGAGCCAAGCAGCAGGGAUCCUAGCUCGAUAGGGUCAGUGGUACUCAAGGAUGGCACGAAACUCGAGGCAGACUUCGUCAUCGAGGGCGUCGGUGUCCGCCCUUCGACAGACUACCUCCAGAACAAUAGCUCCAUCAACCUCGAGAAGGACGGCUCCGUCUCAGUUGACGAUUCAUUCGCAGUCAAGGGCCUGAAGGACGUCUGGGCCAUCGGUGACAUUGCAACAUACCCCUACAACGGACCCGGCGGCAACGGCAAACCCGUCCGCAUCGAGCACUGGAACGUCGCCCAAAACAUGGGCCGCUCAGUCGCCCUCUCGAUCAACAGCCCUGGCUCCAAGCCAAAGGCUUUCAUCCCCGUCUUCUGGUCUGCGCUCGGCGCUCAGCUACGAUACUGCGGUCACACUCCUAAUGGCUUCGACGAUGUUACCAUUCAUGGCAACACUGACGUCAGCGAAGGCAAGCAGAGCUUCGUGGCGUACUACAACAAGGGCGAGGACAUUGUCGCAGUGGCUAGCAUGAUGAGAGAUCCGUACAUGACGCAGAGCGCGGAACUUAUGAGACGAGGUAAGAUGCCGACGAAGAGCGAGAUUGCGAAGGGCGUGGACAUUAUGGAGAUUAGUGUGCCGGCUGAGGUGAAGAUAUGA
Messenger RNA from Fulvia fulva, 1788 nucleotides. Its product is annotated as Apoptosis-inducing factor 1. The coding region runs from base 1 to 1788 and encodes 595 amino acids. NCBI's taxonomy places the organism in Eukaryota, Fungi, Ascomycota, Dothideomycetes, Mycosphaerellales, Mycosphaerellaceae. Gene Ontology annotation, cellular component: cytoplasm. The record is from RefSeq and is a predicted model, not a curated record. The transcript is spliced from 2 exons. Gene Ontology annotation, molecular function: 2 iron, 2 sulfur cluster binding; flavin adenine dinucleotide binding; oxidoreductase activity, acting on NAD(P)H.